Messenger RNA from Xiphias gladius (swordfish), 2924 nucleotides. RefSeq names its product EPM2A glucan phosphatase, laforin (gene epm2a). The transcript is spliced from 4 exons. The record is from RefSeq and is a predicted model, not a curated record. Gene Ontology annotation, biological process: protein dephosphorylation. Gene Ontology annotation, cellular component: cytoplasm; nucleus. Gene Ontology annotation, molecular function: starch binding; protein tyrosine phosphatase activity; protein tyrosine/serine/threonine phosphatase activity. Lineage: Eukaryota; Metazoa; Chordata; Actinopteri; Istiophoriformes; Xiphiidae. Bases 183 to 1133 code for a protein of 316 amino acids.
UCUUCCCCCUCUUUGCGGUAAACUACACCAGUCCAAACAAGAUCCGAGACCCGAUUAUUUUUAGUCUACACCACACCGGCCACACGGCCCUGCUAUAUAUAAUAACACGUGCUAUAAUACAGGCUAUAAUAACCCAAGCUGCCGUGCUAAACAACCGAGGACUGUUAGUCGAGACUGCAGCAAUGCUAUUCAGAUUCGGCGUCAUUCUCACGCCGGAGUCUUCGGACGUUGAGGUCUUCGUGUUGGGUUCGCGUGCGGAAAUGGGCCACUGGGACCCCGGCAGGGCGGUUCAGAUGAAACCCUCGCAGACGCUCCUGUCGCCCCAUGAACCGAGUCUGUGGACCGGCGACGUGCCGCUGGCGGAGCCUUUCAGAGACACCCUGUGGUUCAAGUUCGUCAAGAGACUCGGGGGCACUUAUAUCUGGGAAGGUAGCGGUCCAAGCCACGACAGGUGGUGUUCAUAUGAUGAGAGGAACAUUGUUGACGGAGUGUACUGCCACCCGAUUGGUCACUGGAUAGAGGAAACAGGACACACAGAUGAGAUGAAACACACCACCAACUUUUACUUCGGUGUGGCUGGUCAGAAGGCCAUACAUUUUUCCAGGGUGCUACCACGUAUUUGGCUGGGCAGCUGCCCUCGACAGGUAGAACAUGUGACGAUCAAGAUGAAGCAUGAGUUGGGCAUUACUGCGGUGAUGAACUUCCAGACAGAGUGGGAUGUGGUGAACAACUCCUAUGGCUGCAGACGCAACCCUGAGGAAGCCAUGACCCCGGAGACCAUGAUGCAUUUGUACAAGGACUGUGGCCUGGUGUAUGUGUGGAUACCAACAUCUGACAUGAGCACUGAGGGUCGUAUCAGGAUGCUUCCCCAGGCUGUAUUCUUGCUUCAUGGUCUCUUGGAGAGUGGUCACACUGUCUAUGUUCACUGUAACGCUGGAGUAGGCAGGUCGACGGCUGCUCUGUGUGGCCUGUUAAUGUACAUCCUCGGCUGGAGCCUGAGGAAGGUGCAGUACUUUGUUGCAGCCAGGAGGCCAGCAGUGUACAUAGAUGAGGAGGCUUUAGUCCAGGCUCAGGCAGACUUCAUCCGGAAGUUUGGACAACUGCGACCAUCCGUCUCUUACCCCGAGACAUGACAGUGUCAUUGUGCUGAAGUCUUCAGAAUUGAAGAAGAAAUUUACAGUUAUGGAGAACUGUACUGUACUGGAUUUCUGGAAACUAAAAUGGUUCCUGACUUGUGUGAAAAAAAAAAAAACAUAUAUAUGUAUAGUCAGCUUGAAAGGUGCCAGAUGAUGAAAAACUGUUGCAAGAAAAUUAAUUUCUUUUUAGUUACAGCUACUUAAAUGUACGUAAAUGACCCACUUCCGCUGAGUGGCUUUCAAAAUCUUGUUGAUGCUGAAGUAUCUGGAGAGAGGUCUACUGGCUGCCAGCACAGAUGCUAAAAGACAUUAAUCCUACUUUGAUGUGUUAGCUUUAACUUCAGGAAUUACUCUCUGCCAUUUAGCACAUAGAGUUGCAAACUAUGCACUUGAGUCAGCUGAGGACACUAUUAGUAGUUUUCAGUAAAUGCCCGCAGGGGUGUUUGGAAAUAUAAUUUUUUAGCCCCUUUUUGUAAUAAUCAAUAAAUAGAGUUGACAUUUUGAGAAGACAACUUUUAGCUGAUGUGUUGAACAGCAACAAUUGAGAGGGACACAGAGCAAAACAAAGCAAAUAUCACUAUACAAGAGAUUUCUCAUUUCGAGGUGAGAGAGAAGUAGGUCAAAAAUAUAAACUCUCUUUCUCUUUCCACGGUUGUUAUUGCAUGAUUGUGUAUUAUUUAAGAGAAUUCCCUUUUUUAUUUCAUAGGGGAAAAUUGUCUUUUUUUUCCGGAGAGAAGUCUUAAUGCUGCAUGAAAAUGGCCGUCCUUGCCAAAGCAACCAAUCAGUUAUUAAAACGGCAAUGCCUCUCCAUCUCUGUCAAAAAGGUAUUUUGCUCCCAGAAAACAAAGAGUACAGCUCCGCCCAACCUCUCGGAGAGCUUGAUUGCAUUUCAUCUUUAUUUAUUUAUCCGAAGGAUGCUAUUCCGACCCAUCUCCUAAAUAACAAAAAACACAUCCCUGCCUGACAUAAUAAGACAUUAUUGGAAUACUGUUUGUUGUCAGUUUUGAACUUCUGCCUAGACUCUUAUUCAGGAGAUAUUGCAUUUUUUUUAAGAUACAACAUUUUUGUUACCUGUCCCUGAUUUAAGAGAGUUGUGGAUUAGAGAAUAGGGAGGGUUGUUCUUCUCAAGCACAAGUCUUAUAGCUUCUCAUUACUUUUCAGUGAGCUCCUGCAGAAGACAGCACCUUAUGAGGGUGGGUUGAUUGAGUUGGCCUAUGUGCUAGCGAAAAGGGAAUCAUCGUGGAUUUCUAAACCUUCCUAAAAAUACUCAUAAAAACUCAAUAGGGAAUAUGUGACAUGCAUUUCAUUUUCUGAAUAAAAAGCAGAAUGUGUACAGGUUUGAAAAAAAUUAUGCCUGUCUAUGCCUUACUGUAUGUGUGUGGCUGUUGGGGUUUGUCACUUAAUGGAUGCAAAUGUAAUAGGUAAACAUGUUGCACUUAUUCCAGUAGGUUGUUGUCAGUGUUUGAUGUUAUAAAGUAUUUGUAGUCCACAUCAUUUCCAGGAUCUGUCAGUCACCUGCACCAUUUACCCCAGAUCCUUGCAUCUAAAUUAGAGUAGAUAUUAGGGAGCAUUUUCAACUGUCAGAGAGACAGCUUUAUAUGGUGUGGAAGAUGUUCCACAAACAUCUCUGGAGUUCCAUUUAAUCCAGAAUGCGAUGCAAAAAUACACUAUGUAUUUGUGUUUUGCCCACUGUUUUGGCUUGCAGUGUCCCUGCAAGCCAUCAACUUAUAUUUAUUUCUUCUGCUGCAUCCUCUAUGGUGGGGUGGAAUUUUCUGUACAAGGCUGGGU